AAGCUAGAAGCUUUCCUCUGCCUCUGGGUCCCUUAAAAGCAGCGCGGCGAGCCCAGGGCUGUCAGUGGGAUGUGGGGAUGGGGGCACGGUGGGGAGCCCUACCCCCACUGACCCGGCUCUGCAGGAGGAGCACCGAACCAACCCAUCAGGAGACACCGAGGGGGACCAGAGCGCAACAUGAGGGGUAAAAUGAAAAACUGUCCUUGGGAGAGCAGCUCCUGAGAGCUGUGACGGAGCCCCGCGGAUCGCUGCCUCCCUAAGGCUCAGCCCAGCCUGGAGCUGGGUGGCUUUGCUGCGAGGAUGGAAGUGCUGCGCCGCUCCUCCGUCUUUGCUGCAGAGGUGAUGGAGGUGUUUGACAGGUCUCCCACUGACAAGGAGCUUGUGUCCCAAGCCAAGGCCCUCUGCAGGGACUACAUCAACUCGAGGCUGAUCCGUGCAGGCGUCAGCUGGAGCAAACCUGAGCACAAUACCCCGGUGCCUGGCGGCAAGCUGGCUGAGGUGUCUGCCAUCCUGCUGCGCCUGGGGGACGAGCUGGAAUACAUUCGCCCCAAUGUCUAUCGCAACAUCGCCCGCCAGCUGAACAUCUCGCUGCACUCGGAGACGGUGGUGACGGAUGCUUUCCUGGCCGUGGCUGCACAGAUCUUCACUGCAGGCAUAACAUGGGGCAAGGUGGUGUCUCUCUACGCUGUGGCAGCGGGGCUGGCAGUGGACUGUGUGCGUCAUGCACAGCCAGCCAUGGUCCACACCAUCGUGGACUGCCUGGGAGAGUUUGUCCGCAAGACCUUGGUGACGUGGCUGAAGAGGCGAGGAGGCUGGGCAGACAUCACCAAGUGCGUGGUGAGCACCGACCCCAGUCUCCGCUCCCACUGGCUCGUGGCCGCCAUCUGCAGCUUUGGGCACUUCCUCAAGGCCGUCUUCUUCGUGUUGCUGCCCGAGAGAUGAGUCCCACUGCCCCGUGCCCCAUCUCCUCCCCCACUCCAGAAGCAGUGGCCGUGGGCUCUGAAGAGGAGGAAAAGAAGAACUGGUACAGACGCAACUUGUUCUCCACUCCCUUAGCUGGUGGCAGCUGAUGGACUUCAUUCUCCUUUGAUGGCCACAGGAGCCUCUCCCACCGUUCAUGUCCCAGGGACCCUGUUUCCCAUGGGGACCAGAGGAGGAAGGAGCUACGAUUUGAAAUGAAAUGGGAAGAAGAGAGGAGGAGCAGCCCUCCCUCAGUGCAUGCAAUCCCCUUUCAGUCUUCAGACUCGCCUUGUGUCACUUCUUGUUGUGUUUUGCUAAGACUCCAUCUCCUCCUCGCUCUCUGGACUCGCUCCUCCUCGCUCUGUCAUUGGGCUCUCCCCACAGCACAGCGUGACAGACCUACCGUGCUGUGAUGGGAUUUGCAUGGGAUGAAACCAGAUGUACCAUCAUCAGAUGCUUCCCCCUCUGACCUUCCUUGGGAAAUGCAUUUUGUGGUGUGUGUGCAGAGCAGCUGCAUGGGAUACAGUUGGCAAGGGCGCUGCUCUGACCUCUUACGGAGCCCGCAUGCAUCACAUCAGACAAGGAACUGAGCAACAACUCAGGUUGGAAUUUUGCAGUGAAGACAAAGCUCAGUUUGUAAGUGGGACAGGUGAGAUGAGGGAAGCAGUAAGAGAGCUGCCUGGUAUCACGAAUGGGGAAAGCUGUGUCAAAAGGAACUGCUUUAUAUUUCUCCCUUAUUGUCUUCAGGAGUACAGCCUAUAGUCCUCUUUGUAUUGUACAAUAAAAGCAAGUAGGUGUUGUUUAUUGUAAAGGGUAAUGUAUUUGUUUCCAGAGUUAAAAAUUCCAAAAAAGGCCAAAACAGUGCAGAGACCAACACUGGAGCCAUGCUAAAAAUACUCCAGCAUUUCCCCUGGUAGAAGAUGCUAAUGUGUUAAAAGCACCACCCGUCUGCUUCGUGUCGGGGUUUGGGCCAUGGUGUGGCCAUGUCACAAGUGUUUGUUGCAGGGACAGGUGAGCUGCUCUUGUACAACCAGAGUGGGUGUAGUGUGCGUGGUGAGCUGAGCCAACCACACUGAGAGCACAGAGAGCAGUAACUGCAGUGGAAGCAGACUGCUAGGAGGAUGCAGCUUCUUUGUCUCAAAGAAGCUUACUAAAACCAGAUUUGUCCUUCCUGGGAGAACCUCGGCUGUGUGUCACUUGGAGUCAGACAGCUCUGCAGCUGGUAAAGUGCAGCCCAUCUUGUCAUGCCUUGUGCUUUAUGGGGUGUGGGUGAGCUCACGGAGCCAACAUGGUCACACUGCAACUGCAAAGACCUUCCUCAGUUUGGAUGCUACUCUGAAAUGUAAUGCUUUAGGCUAUGACUGCUCUUAGAAUAAACAAGGGAUAUCAGAAGGACCAACAAACAACAUCAAGAGUUAAAGGCACCAAUUAAGUCAGUUUGAGAAAAAGAUAAGAAUGAUAAGCCAAAGAAAGCAGCAUUGCUGGAAAGGAAUGUGUGUGGGUGGGAAGGGGCUGCACAUAAGGCAGACAGCAAUUCCAUCUGGAAGCUGCAGACUGCGAAGGGCUGAGGAAGAUCCCUGUGAGCAGGUCUCAGUCCUUCACCUGCAGCAAAAUGCAGCAUUACUCACAUCCUGGGUGCUGUGGAGGAUGUGGAUUCCCAGUGAUAUCCGUGUGUGGUUUUUGUGAGCUGGAUGCACAAUGCAUGGCUGGGCAAGUGGUGUGCAGAGAGGCUGGAGCAGCCGAUCCUCUGGUUUGUGCUCUCCCAGGCAGACUUCUGCAGCUUGCUUCUUUCUUUUCCCAUUUGCUAAUACGUGUGCAGACUGCAUUCAGCAUGCUGCUUGUACCAUGCCUGUUAAACCAGGAAAAUGCUUCCAGAGUCCCAUGGGCUCUCCUUGUGGGACAACCAUGCAGCCGGAGGAGCCCUGAGCUACUAGCUCCUAAACCACAAUGGCCCUUAAACUAUAUUCCUAACUCAGCCCAAAUUUUGGGGCUGUCAGAGUGUGUCUGCUUUCUCACUCCCUGUGCAACAACCACAUUGACACCAGUCCUCCUACCAAAACAAAUAGCAAGCAGUACUGUUUGUGCUGUCAUGCAUUUCUAAGCAGUGGUUUCAAGCCUGAUUUAGCUGGGUAUUUAUACUGUGUUCAGCUCUACUUGUAAUAUUUAGGCAUUUCAGAGUACUUCCAGAGGUCCUUGACAAUCUCAACGAGUUUGUGGUUCUGUGGUUUCUUGUCCUUUUUAGUCCUACCUGAUGGAGGCAUCGGGUUGGUUGUUUAUCACCCCAGUAAACACCUUCCUUUUAUGUGAUGGGUAAAGA
Lagopus leucura (white-tailed ptarmigan) is the source of this 3277-nucleotide messenger RNA. It is a transcript of the gene BOK, whose product is annotated as BCL2 family apoptosis regulator BOK. Gene Ontology annotation, molecular function: protein homodimerization activity; protein heterodimerization activity. Bases 301 to 942 code for a protein of 213 amino acids. The transcript is spliced from 5 exons. Gene Ontology annotation, cellular component: mitochondrial outer membrane. The record is from RefSeq and is a predicted model, not a curated record. Lineage: Eukaryota; Metazoa; Chordata; Aves; Galliformes; Phasianidae. Gene Ontology annotation, biological process: regulation of apoptotic process; intrinsic apoptotic signaling pathway in response to DNA damage; extrinsic apoptotic signaling pathway in absence of ligand.